UGAUGACCGGGGUCAAAGAUGAGGAUUUCCCAAAUCAAGAUAUGUGUUUGUUUAUGGCCAAGGGGAACUACAAUCUUUUUUAUAUAUAACCAACAACGAUCACUUUUAAUUAAUCAGUUUUGCUCUCAUAAUGUUCCAAACAAUCCAGCUUGUAAUUUUACUCUGCUUUUCUCCUCUUUUUGUUAACUGUUGUCCUAAAAUAAUUACCAGAGAAGAAUGGGGCGCAGAAAAAGUGUCAGACAUAGUGAAUCUUCAGGAGAAUCCUGCUCCUUUUGUGGUCGUGCAUCAUUCGGUUACUCCCACUUGUAACACAGAAAAAAAGUGCAAAAGCAGAAUGAAGAGUAUUCAAGAGUAUCAUAUUAACGAAGCCAAUUUUGGAGACAUUGGUUACAAUUUUUUGAUUGGAGAUGACGGCAACGUUUAUGAAGGGAGAGGAUGGAAUGUAAGAGGAGCACAUGCACCUAAUUAUAAUUACAGGAGCAUUGGCAUUUGUCUCAUUGGCAAUUUUCAAGAAUCCCCACCAAGCGAUUUACAAUUAAAAUUGUUGAAGGAACUUAUUACUUGCGGAGUGAAAGGAGAAAAAAUUUUAACGAAACAUAAAGUAAUCGGUCACAAACAAGUUAGAGCGACUCUGUGUCCUGGGAAAUAUUUAUACGACAUCAUUAAAAGUUUUCCCAACUGGGAAGCUAAUCCUAAAUAGAGUGCUAUAAUAAAAC
Aethina tumida (small hive beetle) is the source of this 716-nucleotide messenger RNA. RefSeq names its product peptidoglycan-recognition protein 2. NCBI's taxonomy places the organism in Eukaryota, Metazoa, Arthropoda, Insecta, Coleoptera, Nitidulidae. Bases 131 to 700 code for a protein of 189 amino acids. The transcript has 4 exons. Gene Ontology annotation, biological process: peptidoglycan catabolic process; innate immune response. Gene Ontology annotation, molecular function: peptidoglycan binding; zinc ion binding; N-acetylmuramoyl-L-alanine amidase activity. The record is from RefSeq and is a predicted model, not a curated record.